Messenger RNA from Gymnogyps californianus (California condor), 4430 nucleotides. RefSeq names its product zinc finger CCHC-type containing 24 (gene ZCCHC24). The record is from RefSeq and is a predicted model, not a curated record. The transcript has 4 exons. The coding region runs from base 220 to 939 and encodes 239 amino acids. Gene Ontology annotation, molecular function: zinc ion binding; nucleic acid binding. Lineage: Eukaryota; Metazoa; Chordata; Aves; Accipitriformes; Cathartidae.
CGCGGAGCGCUGGGCGGGCGCCGCCGGCCUUAGGGGGAGCGAGAGCGGCGCGGGGCCCGGCAGCGAGCCCCCGGCCCGGCCCGUCCCGUCCUCUCCUCUCCUCCGGGCGGCGAGGAGGAAGCACCCCGGGCAGGGACGGGAAAGCGCCGCCGGCCGGAGCGCGGGGAGGGGGAGCGGCACCGCGGGGACAGCCGCCGCCGGCAGAGCCCGGGGGGAAAGAUGAGCUUGUUGUCAGCCAUCGACACCAGCGCCGCGUCCGUCUACCAGCCCGCCCAGCUCCUCAACUGGGUCUAUCUCUCGCUGCAAGACACGCACCAGGCCAGCGCCUUCGAUGCCUUCAGACCCGAGCCCUCCUCGUCCCAGCACCCCGACCUCGGCUACACCAAGAGCACCCCGGAGCUGGGCUCCUCGCUCAGCUCCAGCUAUCUCAACAGCUUCUUCCAGCUCCAGCGGAGCGAGGCUCUGAGCAGCAGUCUGUACAAGAGUGCAUCGCCUUAUGGCUCUCUUAAUAACAUUGUGGAUGGGUUAAGCUCCCUCACUGAGCAUUUCUCUGACCUAUCCCUUUCUUCAGAAGCCAGAAAACCCAGCAAGAGGCCACCUCCUAACUACCUGUGCCACCUCUGCUUUAACAAGGGACACUACAUCAAAGACUGCCCACAGGCUCGUCCAAAAGGAGAAGGCCUGACUCCAUACCAGGGCAAGAAACGCUGCUUUGGUGAAUAUAAGUGCCCCAAAUGCAAGAGAAAAUGGAUGAGUGGAAACUCCUGGGCUAACAUGGGACAAGAAUGUAUCAAGUGCCACAUUAAUGUUUAUCCUCACAAACAGAGACCCCUGGAAAAGCCGGACGGCCUGGAUGUUUCGGAUCAGAGCAAAGAACAUCCCCAGCAUCUGUGUGAGAAGUGCAAAGUUUUGGGCUACUACUGCCGCCGUGUGCAAUAAACCUUCGAAGUGGCCUCUUCCCGUCCCCAUCAUCCUUAAAGAUCCUCUGGCAGCAUGCGAUCAACAGCAACACAACAAAUCAAGAUAAAAGCUAAAAUAAUUGCCAAUAUUGCCUAUCUAAUAAUAUGCCUUACCAUUAAUAGAAUGUAACAUUUCUCCUGUGCAUGUGCACACAUGCAACAGGUAUUUACAGGACUAUGAUUUGUAUACAUACAUAUAUAUGUACACACACAUAUAUAAAGCGUUACUGAUAGUGUUCACAACAGAACCGCAGUUGCAGGUUCUGCUGAUUGUUUACACAGACCCUAUAUCAUGGCCAGGUGAAAUGAAGUACUAUUCAAUAGGCAAGGUAUAAUAUUCACAAGAAUAUAUGUUACAUGUAUGGCUUUUGCAGAGGUUAAAUAACUGUGGGGCCACUAAUUGCAAGCACUCGCCCACAACAUGAACGUUAUUCCUAUUAUAUGACAAGACAAAGGAAGAUGAAACAAGCCACAGCAUAAGAGAAGGAAAAUUAUUGUUUUCCCAGUUUUAGAAAGUCUGAGAGUUUUGUGCUGCUGAUUUCUUGGACUUUUUCUAUUUGUUACCACCACUUGGGCAGGGCUUAGGCAAAAUCAUUUUUGCAGGAUGUGGCAAAAAAAGUGAAUAAUUGUUUGAGGGUGUGGGUUGGGUAGAAAGGGAAUGCCAUAAUGGGACCCAGAGCAUCAGGAAGGAUUCCAAGAGGUUUUUGGAGGAGACAAAAUUGGCUUGCUUGUCCAACUAACAGAUCCUUCUCUUGUCAUAUAAUCCCACUGAAAUGGUCCCUGUAUGUAUAUGGGUUGUUCAUUAGGCCACAAGCACACUAAAUUUACUGUGAAUAAGAGGGGAUAAGAAUACUUAACACUGUCCCCUAAACCCUUAAUUAAAAGAUUAGCCAAACUUACUAUUUAUAAUAGUUUUAAAGCCACUUUCUGGAAACAUUUUUAUGUCCUGUUUUCUACUGUACAAACUUGUUAUAAUAUAAAACUUGUUAGCCAUAGGGGUGUUUUGAGGCAUGGAGAACACUCUGUAUAACCUUCCCUCUUUAUGUCUUCCUGAAGCACCUACAUACCUGAGGAGAAAUGUAGGAGUUCUAUUUCGUUGUCCCAUUUCAGGUAGAACUUUGUGCAGGGGCAUCCUGCUGCAAAGAAGUAUUUCAUCAGGGAUUGGGAAAUAUCAUGGACUGAAAGUACCUCGAGACAGUAUCCUGUUUGUAUGUCUACAUAAGAGUACAUUGGCAAAAGGACACAACAAGCAAUUCACUUGCAGCAUUCACUAAAAAAAAAUUACAGGGAUAAUGUUUGUUUGGGGUUUUUUUUAAUCAACAAUUUCUAUUUUUAUGAAGUUUCCUUUAAAGAGAUUGACUUGUGUGAAUGAUACUUAGUGGAAAUACUUUAAAUCCUAAAUAACUUGAUAUGAAUUAAAUUUGUUUUGAGGAUUAAUUCCAUAAUGCUAAGACAGAGGGGUUUUUAUGCCAAGUGAUAGCAGGAUGUUACCAGUAUGUACAUUCAAGCUCUUGUAAAGCAAAUUGAAAACUUACAGUGAGCGUUCGUAUAGGAAAUGUGAAGCUCUUUACAGCUUUGCUCUAGGGUGAAACUUUUGCCAUUUCCCUGCUUUGCUAUAAGAAGGGCAAAAUUGUUUCUGCUUAUUCUGGUGGUAGAGUCAUGUACAUAUCUUGCAAACUUCAUUAUUUAUGGGUAGCCCAAGUGACCCAGCCUACUGGUUGGAGCAAUGGAUAAACAUUGGGACUCCUGGCUUCUGACCACAGCUCUUCCAUUAGCUCCCUGAUUUUGGGCAAGUCACAAGAUCCUUCUGGACCUCAGUUUCCCCCACUGCAAAAUGGCGAUAAUAAUACUUUAGUACACCUACCUCACAAGAGAGUUGUGAGGCUUACUUAAUAUCUGUAAGUGUUUUGAUGUCACUGGGUGAAAGUGCUACAUAAUGCUAAAAUGGUAUUAACUAAAUUAAUCACUUCGAAACUAGUUUUGCCCAGUUGGCAAUUCCAUCAACUAAAAUAGCUGAAAAUAAUAUUAUUGGAAGUUAACACUAACAACAGUUCAGUUGCCUCAGUGAAGAUAUGCAGUUUUAGCAUUUUCAAAUGGAAACACAUUCUUUUGCACAGACUCAGAAAUUACCUUAGAGGCAAAUUUUCUAAACAAAGAUACUAAUCUGCCCAUACAAAUGAGAAUAAGAAAAUACACAAGCAAAUCUAGGGGUGGAUUUUCAAAGCUUGACCUGUAGUGUUAAUCUUGACAGUUUGUUUCAAGCACGAGUAAUUUUGAGAGAGCUGCAUACUAAACCAGAUCUAUUUUUUCCUCAUGAGCACUUAAUAGUACAUGAACACAAAAAUCACCUUGAUGCUUCACAUCCAGCUAAAGGACACGUAGAGAAACUCCCUUAGAUGAAGAUAAGGGAAAACGUUAUUUUAUUUUCUCCCUGAAACCAAGAUGUUGCUAUCAACCAUUUUUUUCUGUGUUGAAAUAAUUUCCAUCUUACGAUAACCACUAGAUCAGUAAAAUAGCACAUCCCUUGAUAUAGCUACAUCAAUAUACAGCACACCACCAGGUUCUGAACAAAGGCCAACUAAAGGACACUGUUAUAUGCAAUUGUUGCUAUUUUCAUGACAGUGCCCUGUUAAAAAUUGUUUAUCCAGUUCAACACUGCAUGGCAAUGCCUUUAGCUUAUGGAUUUUUAGGUUGUACUAAAAAUAUACGUGAUCGACUUUAACACUUUAAUGUCUAUAGGUGUAGAAUAAUAAUUCUUAAAAGCAUACUUAUGAGAGUUCAGUAUUUAUAUCAUUGAUAUUUUCCUAGGCAACAGACAUAUAAAGUAUUUAAGUAAUAUUUAGCAUAUUUGAAAUAAAGAGGAGGAGAACAGAUUUUCCCCUGCACUCACGUUGGGAAAAAGCAGAUCAAGAACAAAACACGCGGAAAAGCAAGAAGCAACACUGCCGUAGUUUGUACUGCCCAACUCAGAGGCUGCAAAUCCAUUCUGGUGCGGGAUGCAGAUGCAAUCAGGCCCUAGGCACCCCAGGGCUGGAAGCAGCCUGCUUGCCUUGCCAUCCCUGCCAAAAGUGGGGUGCGGAAGGAGAGUGACCGGGGGUCCCCGAGGAGUGGCCACAACCCUCCACUCCCCUGCAGCCGUAGGGCUGGACUGCCGCUUCCCCCAGCCGUGUGGGGGCAUCCCCUUGUUUUCUGUCCUCCCUGCACAGGGCUGAAACCUCGUCUCCCUAAUGAGCUGGUGCCUGGGGAAGGCGGCAGCGCCAGGCUCGCACGAGGGGAGCGUUCCUCUGUCCCUCCCUGUGUGAGGUUUGCUCGUAGGAUUGUAGCGUUCAGCCCUGGGCAUUUGCUCCCCACUCGUCUGUAUACAGUUGUGGGUUGCUGGAAAAACACACCCGCGUAAGUAAUGUACAAUAGCUUAUGACCAUUGGCUUUUAGUUAAUGGCAUAGAAAGGAAAUCUUUGAAUUUUUAUUUCA